Molecule: messenger RNA, 1511 nt
Organism: Sphaeroforma arctica JP610
Lineage: Eukaryota; Ichthyosporea; Ichthyophonida
Exons: 3
Coding region: 1-1284 (427 amino acids)
Source: RefSeq, a predicted model, not a curated record
AUGACGUACGAAGAGAUAGGCGCGUAUCUCGAUGAUUACUGUACUCGAGUGCUUCAGUUGCUGCGCACGCAUGCGAAAGACCUGUCGUUCAUCGAAGUGGAUGUUUGGUCCCUAGUACCCACAGUACUCUUGCCUAGGCUUGCGGAUGUACUAGAGAGUGGGAAUGUACCGGAAUACAAACUUGAAAUGCCUUCUUCCAGCAAAGCCCUCACAUUCUUCAACCGAGUCUUCGGGGCUCAUGACGGGUCCCUGUCGCCAACAGAGGUGCAGGCACUGCUGGAAGCACUGGGACGCAUCCGCACGGUUUGUCAAGCUGCGCAGGAUGAAGGUGUCGAUCUCGUGCUCAACAUUGACGAAGGGCCUCCCAGGUCAGCGGCUGAAGAUCAAACCCUGAACCACUUUGCAUGUGAAGUUGUUUUGUCCAUGACAUUAAAGAGCGUGGAUGUUCUCAAUGCAGCCGGUGUCUUCUCUACACACUCCGGUGAGGAAUCGAGCAUUGCUGACGCAGGCGGCAAACAUGUAUCAUCUCGCACACCAACAUCGAACGUUUAUAAGCGAUAUAAACUCACACGGGAAGGCACGCAGCAACUACAGGAGGAUGUGACCAACAGUGAAGCGUUUGAAGGUACUAGUAACAGCUCUCACCGGUUCUUGGGUAUAGUUCUGGUUGGGGGCAUUGCUGGACAGGACCCUACGGUGGAAAACUCAUAUUUGCGACAGGCCACACAAAUUGUAGCGCCGCUAUUGGCCGCUCAACAGAGAGAGGGCGUUCCGCGGAUAGGGGUGAUAUACUCAAUACACUCCGCAGAACAGGGCAGUAUAGUCACCCAGGCCUUUACCAAGAUGUAUCAGACACAUAUGUCAACUCGCAGUCAAGAUGUGGACUCUAGGGUAGUGCAGGCGACUGAUACAAAACCACAAGUGAAACAGCAGACAAAAGAAGAUGAAGGUAUCCAGCACCCGCACUCCGGGAUGGAGAUGACGGGUUUCUACGGUGUGCGCGUCAAUCAGCGCUUUAAUAUCGCUGACACAGUGUCUUGCCAGCUACAGCAAUCCCUGAGCGCAAUUACACGUGACAAAUCUACACCCGCGAAAGCUAUAGGUGGACUGGGUUCUUCAGGGAUACACUCGGAUACAAAGUCACGCCCGGUGGUGAAGACGGUGGCGGUGGGUGAUGUGGAUGCAAGAGUGCUGUACUUAAACCGCUUGGUCACCAAGUAUAGUGGGGUACUGCUAAAGAAUCCUGACACCAAAAAAGUCGGCAAGUUUCUUAUCAACCCGUGAAGUGGAGUAUAGCGGGAUGCUACAACAGAAUCUCGACUUAAAAUCGUCAACUCUUCUACCAACUAUAAUAGCGGAGUAUAGCGGGAGGUGCGUAAGAAGCAUUCUAUCUAGGAAGUGGGCCAAUCUCUUUUCAACCUCUGAGAUAGAAUAUUGUGGGAAACUGCCGAGUAUUUUGACACCAAAAAAGUACGGCAACUUCCUUACCAGCCGCUAAUACGGAUCUUCUG